This is a messenger RNA of Eurypyga helias (sunbittern), 1242 nucleotides long. It is a transcript of the gene NT5C3A, whose product is annotated as 5'-nucleotidase, cytosolic IIIA. Gene Ontology annotation, molecular function: magnesium ion binding; 5'-nucleotidase activity. Gene Ontology annotation, cellular component: cytoplasm. The transcript has 9 exons. The record is from RefSeq and is a predicted model, not a curated record. Bases 2 to 961 code for a protein of 319 amino acids. Lineage: Eukaryota; Metazoa; Chordata; Aves; Eurypygiformes; Eurypygidae.
UAUGCAAGCCCUGCGUCUUUGGACUCUGCUUGCCACCUAUGCUGUUGCAGUAGGACAAAAUCAAGGACAGAAGAAUCAGGAGUGUCCUAAGCUCAACACACAGAUGCCGGAAUUUCAGAAGAAGACUGUCCAUAUUAAGAACCCAGGGAGAGUAGAAGAGAUUAUCUGUGGCCUGAUCAAAGGUGGAGCUGCCAAACUUCAGAUUAUUACAGAUUUUGAUAUGACAUUAAGUAGAUUUUCCUACAAUGGAAAAAGAUGUCCAACUUGUCAUAACAUCAUAGAUAACUCCAAGCUCAUCACAGAAGACUGUCGGAAAAAGUUACUGCAGCUGAAAGAAACCUACUACGCUAUUGAGAUCGAUCCAGCCCUCACGACUGACGAAAAAUACCCAUAUAUGGUGGAAUGGUACAACAAAUCUCACGCCCUACUCAUUGAACAAGGCUUACAGAAGGAUAAGUUUGCAGAAAUUGUGAGGGAAUCUGACGUUAUGCUGAAAGAAGGAUACGAGAACUUCUUCGAUAAGCUCAGUGAACACAAUAUUCCUGUGUUCAUAUUUUCUGCUGGGAUUGGGGACAUCCUUGAAGAAGUUAUCCACCAGGCCGGGGUCUACCACUCUAAUGUCAAAGUGGUUUCCAAUUUCAUGGAUUUUGAUGAAAAUGGAAUAUUAAAAGGAUUUAAAGGAGAGUUAAUUCAUGUUUACAACAAACAUGAUGGUGCCUUGAAGAACACAGAGUACUUCAAACAGCUAAAAGACAACAGUAAUAUCAUUCUGCUGGGCGACUCCCAAGGAGACUUGAGUAUGGCAGAUGGAGUAGCAAAUGUUGAACACAUCCUUAAGAUCGGCUAUCUCAAUGAUAAGGUAGAUGAGCUUUUGGAAAAAUACAUGGACUCGUACGAUAUUGUCUUGGUGAAAGAUGAAUCCCUGGAAGUCGCCAACUCCAUCCUACAGAAAAUCCUGUAAAUUGCAGUCUGAAGUCACUCCAUUCGUUCCAGGAGCCAACUGGACAGAAGAGCACACAUGUGCUGCCUUAGAUGUGUUUGUUACUCAUUGAUGAACUGUUUAAUUUAAGACUUUUAUCUUCAUUUUAGCAUUUCGAAAUAUCUAGGGUAUCCACUGUUAACUAGAAGCUCCUUUUACUACUGUCUCACACUCCCGCGGUAACGAGAUUCAAACGGGGUUUGUGGCUGCGGCGAACUGCUGCUGCUGGGAUGCUCUGCUACGCUGGUUUCGUUAGGCGUUUC